Molecule: messenger RNA, 665 nt
Organism: Impatiens glandulifera
Lineage: Eukaryota; Viridiplantae; Streptophyta; Magnoliopsida; Ericales; Balsaminaceae
Product: RNA polymerase II transcriptional coactivator KIWI-like
Exons: 5
Coding region: 174-485 (103 amino acids)
Biological process (GO): positive regulation of transcription initiation by RNA polymerase II
Cellular component (GO): nucleus; transcription regulator complex
Molecular function (GO): transcription coactivator activity; DNA binding
Source: RefSeq, a predicted model, not a curated record
AGACAACAACGCUUCAUUUUCGCAGUUGCAACUUGAAACAACUCUGCGCUCUCUCUCUCUCUCUCUACAAUCCAUCAUCAUCAUCAUCGUCGUCGAUUCGUCGGAGGAAUUACUGUUUCCUCGCCUUGAUUCAUCUCUCUCUGUGUUUCUCUGUAUGUGCGCACGGAACAAGAAUGUCGAAAUGGGGAAAAAGAAAGGAGAAAGAUUACGGUUCCGAGGGCGGCGCUCCAGCCAGGAAGGCUCCAAGGAAAGAUUCUGUCGAUGAAUCCGACGAGGAUACCAUCGUCGCCUGUGAAAUUUCCAAUACUCGUAGGGUAUCUGUGAGGAACUGGCAAGGAAAUGUCAUGGUAGAUAUCAGAGAGUUCUAUCUUAAAGAUGGAAAGAAAUUGCCUGGCAAGAAAGGAAUUUCACUAAGCAUGGACCAGUGGAAUGUACUUCGUCAGCACAUUGAUGAAAUUGACAAAGCAGUUGGUGAUAAAAGUUAGAAAGGCAAUCAAUGAAUGUGCUUGGAUUACUUGCUAUUUUACAAAAUUAAACGAAAACAGUUGGAUAUUAGUUGUCUGAGUUAAAAUCUGGGGGCUGUUGAUUUUGGAAUUGGCUAGCAUGUGUGUAGCUUAAGAACCUGUUUGUUGUAUGUAGCCCAAUAUUAAGAAAUUUCUUUGUUA